Messenger RNA from Brenthis ino (lesser marbled fritillary), 354 nucleotides. Lineage: Eukaryota; Metazoa; Arthropoda; Insecta; Lepidoptera; Nymphalidae. The record is from the annotation of a GenBank genome assembly.
AUGGGGUUGAUUAAAAAGACCACUGGCCUUGUUGGGUUAGCUGUGGCUCCUAAUCCUCACCAUACACUAGGGGCUCUUUAUGGAAAGAUUCUUAGAACUCUGCAAAAAAUGCCUGAAACAUCAGUUUAUAGAAAAUAUACUGAACAAAUAGUAAAAGAGAGAGCAGCUGUUUUGAAACAGACUAAAGAUACAUAUGAAAUUGAAACAAAAAUUAACUGUGGUCAAGCUGAAGAAUUAAUUGUCCAGGCAGAAAAUGAGUUAAAUUUAGCUCGGAAGAUGCUAAACUGGAGAGCAUGGGAACCCCUGGUUGCCAAGCCACCAAAAGGCCAAUGGGACUGGCCUCCAACUAAAGCU